Messenger RNA from Thunnus maccoyii (southern bluefin tuna), 1822 nucleotides. RefSeq lists its product as uncharacterized. The transcript is spliced from 8 exons. The record is from RefSeq and is a predicted model, not a curated record. Lineage: Eukaryota; Metazoa; Chordata; Actinopteri; Scombriformes; Scombridae. Gene Ontology annotation, molecular function: S-adenosylmethionine-dependent methyltransferase activity. The coding region runs from base 104 to 1009 and encodes 301 amino acids.
UGACGUCAGUUCUCAGGAUCCACCUUAAACACAGACACGUUGCUGCUGCUGCUGCAGUCUGAACAGCAACACGCUCACGAACCGCUUCAGUCUGCGGAUCAUUAUGAAUUAUUCUGAAGCUAAAUGUGAACUGAAGCAGCUGCUGAGCAGAGUGAGUCCACCAGACCUCCCGAAGCUGCUGCACUGGAUCAGGAACUCAGAUGAGCUGGAUCAGCUGCUGUUGGACAACAGGACGGUGAUGCUGCAGAGCAUCGCAGACGAGCUGAGAGCCCGUCUGCCUCUGGACGCCAUGUUACCCUCUGAGACCGCCGCCCACCACAAGAUGCAGCAACAGUCGCGGCCGACGGUUCAUGUGGACGCUUUCCUGUAUGAUGACGAGCAGGUGGACUCUCUGUGUGAGGAGGGAACCAUGAGCCGCUCGUACUGCCUCAGCUGUGGAUCCUGCAGGACCGCAGCGCUGGAUUUCAUCUCGCACUCGUUCUCCGUGUCGGAGCUGCAGUUCCUGUUCCAGAACGUUCUGCCGGACCUGAGCGGCCGGACGCUGGUGGACGUCGGCUCCAGACUGGGAGCUGUGCUGUACGGGGGUUAUGUGUACAGCUCGGCCUCUCAGCUGGUGGGUCUGGAGCUCAGCGAGGAGUUCGUCAGGCUGCAGAACGACAUGCUGCAGAAAUACAGACUGACUGACAGAGUUCAGGUUCUCCACGCUGACGUCUGCACGCAGGACGUUCUGCUGCAGAACGCCGACGUUCUGGUGAUGAACAACGUCUUCGAGUACUUCAUGGAGCCCAGCGAGCAAGUCAGAGCCUGGAGGUUCAUCAUGCAGAACUUGAGGAAGAAAGGAUCUCUGCUGGUGACGGUUCCCAGUCUGCAGGAGAGUCUGAGCGCUCUGCAGCAGGAGGCGCUGCAGCCCGGCUGGGUGGAGGAACUUCCUGUGGACUACGACGUCUACCUGGGCGGAGACGCAGACCCCGACGCUCUCAGACAGAUCCACCUGUACAGGGUCAUGUGACCACCAACAGAUCCACCUGUACAGGGUCAUGUGACCAGGACAGAUCCACCUGUACAGGGUCAUGUGACCAGGACAGAUCCACCUGUACAGGGUCAUGUGACCAGGACAGAUCCACCUGUACAGGGUCAUGUGACCACCAACAGAUCCACCUGUACAGGGUCAUGUGACCACCAACAGAUCCACCUGUACAGGGUCAUGUGACCAGGACAGAUCCACCUGUACAGGGUCAUCUGAAUUGAACUAGUGUCAACUGGUCUGAACUGGCAUGAAUUGGUGUGGACUGCUUUUGAAUUGGUCUGGAUGGUUCCCAGUCUGCAGGAGAGUCUGAGCGCUCUGCAGGUGAAACUCACACCGACACACCUGAGGCCAAAAGCAUCAAACUGCAGAUUCACGACUAAAACGGCGUGAACACACAGACGGGUUCUGUUCCUCAGGUUUAUGAAGCUGCGUGUUUCCAUGGUUGAACUGGAUGCAGGAGCCUGAAUCUUUUCAUAUCAACAUGCUGCACCUGUCUGAUCACCUGUCUGAUCACCUGACUGAUCACCUGACUGAUCACCUGACUGAUCACCUGUCUGAUCACCUGACUGUGAAACAAACAGGAAAGAAGAAGCGUUUCACUGCUUGUGUUGCACCAGCGAGGUUUUCUCUUUAUAGCGUUUAUACCAUGUCAUUAAUUAAUCAGAUGGACUGUAAACCAUCAUCAUCAUCAUCAUCAUUAUUAAUCAUCAGAUAUGUGAUCAAUGAUUAACUUGUAGCUCAUAUCAAAACUGACUGUUUUGUCCCAGUUAAGGAUAAAAAAGAAUAUUAACAGUU